ACGGAACCUGCUCAACUCAAUAAGUCAUACGCAACAACCAUCCAGCCACCCUUUGCCCCGUCAAUCGCCUCGCAAAUCAAUUUCCCACCUCAAUGCUCUCGCGAUAGUCCACCGCCGAUAACCUACCUACCUACCACCUCACCCUUGGACCCCAUGGACCAGACCUUCGACCUCCCCGACUCGACCGACUGGCUCGCCACGCCGCUGUCCGGUCUCGCGCCGCUCGAGUCCGCGCUCCGCUGUCAAGUCUGCAAGGAUUUCUUCAAUAACCCCGUCAUCACCUCGUGCAGCCACACCUUCUGCUCGUUAUGUAUUCGCCGCUGUCUCAGCGCGGAGGGGAAAUGUCCCGCGUGCCGCGCCUCGGAUCAGGAGCUGAAGCUGCGGCCGAAUUGGGCGGUGCAGGAGCUGGUGGAGACGUUCCAGAGCGCGAGGCCGAGCGUGCUGCAGCUGGCGCGGCAGGCUGAGGCGCGGAAUAGCGAGGAUCUCGAGCAGCCGGCGUCGAAGAAGCGGAAAAUGGAGGUCUCGGAGGAGCUGACAGAUGACAUGUCGGUGGACGGGGUGAGGACGCGGUCACAGGCAAGAGGGGGUUCGACGCCACAAGGGCCGCCUGCGGCGGAGGUGAUUGAGGUGAUCGACGAUAGUCAGGAUGAGGAGUUUGUUCCUGCAGACGGACUCGUUGCGUGCCCUAUUUGCCAACGGAAGAUGAAGAACGAGGCGGUCUUUUCACACCUUGAUAAAUGCACUGGGGAGCCUUCGCCGCCUAAAUUUUCACCGAAAUCUUCCUACGGCUCCUUACAAAUGCAGAUUCCUGCGCGAUAUCCGUAUAGAACCAAAAGCAAAACGCUUGAAAGACUUCCCACCAUGAAUUACUCUCUGUACAAGGAAAGUAUGCUUCGAAAAAAGCUCAAAGAUCUGGGCAUACCCAACACAGGCCCACGGCCUCUCCUACAAAAACGUCAUACCGAAUGGGUGAAUCUCUGGAACGCCAAUUGCGACUCUAAAUCGCCUAAGCCACAUGGGGUCUUGUUGCGCGAACUCGACGUCUGGGAACGGACCCAAGGUAACCAGUCCUCUUCGGCGACCGAGGCUCCAGGAUCGAUCAUGCGCAAAGAUUUCGACAAGGCUGCUUGGUCAACGAGCCAUGAGGACGACUUCAAGAGGCUAAUAGCCGAUGCUCGGAAGAAGAGUGGCGCCGCUGUGCAUACCGCAAAACCGCAAGAAUCCCCUGUGUCAAGCACACUGCAGAACACGUCUGUUUCGGAGCCGACAGACGCAUCAGUAUCUGUUGAGACCACCAAUCCUUCCGAGACUAUGCCUGUAGAUGCCAGUAUGUCAGGUGCUGGUGCUCCUGAGACGUCAGUGCCACCAGACCUAAACCAUGGUCAAAUGACUGAGCUGCAUCAGUAA
Aspergillus homomorphus CBS 101889 is the source of this 1407-nucleotide messenger RNA. RefSeq names its product E3 ubiquitin-protein ligase RAD18 (gene rad18). The coding region runs from base 154 to 1407 and encodes 417 amino acids. The record is from RefSeq and is a predicted model, not a curated record. Gene Ontology annotation, molecular function: ubiquitin protein ligase activity; single-stranded DNA binding. Lineage: Eukaryota; Fungi; Ascomycota; Eurotiomycetes; Eurotiales; Aspergillaceae. Gene Ontology annotation, biological process: DNA damage tolerance; protein monoubiquitination. The transcript is spliced from 4 exons. Gene Ontology annotation, cellular component: Rad6-Rad18 complex; nucleus.